AUUGCAUUCUCUCUCAAGAGCUGAAAUGGCUUUGUGUGCUCCAAUCCAAAAACUGUCUCCUGCAUCUUCAUUAUCAAAUGGAAAUAAUACAACACCAAGAAGAACAAGAAAAAAUGAAACAAUGCUUGUACGGAUGACAGCAUCGUCAGACGUGGCAGCGUACGAGGAGGGACAGCUGGAACGACCCAAAUGGGCUGGAGAGACACCUCUCUCGCGUCUUGUUGCAGCUGUCAUUUCCUUCAAGCCCAUCUACACAGUCCUCAAGUUUGGCGCUAGACAAGUUCUUAUCAGUACAGCUGAAAAGAAUAACAUUCCUUGGCGGGAAAUGAGCAAAGAAAUUUUGGAGUCAGAUGUUUACAAGGAGAUGGAGAGCGUUCAAAAUCCCUCCACUGUGUACCCAGAUUAUUAUCUGAGUCCCUUUCAUGCAUAUGAUGAAGGCAACCUUUCUUGGCUGGCUGCAGCAGAAGCAGAGGCCGCGGACUUGUCAAUGACAAGACGAGCAAUACCAUUUGCUUCUUCAGUUGAUGAAGCAAAUCGUAUAAUGCGUGGAAAUUGGCUUGAAACAAUUAAACAACAUCAUCAACAAUAUUCUGGAGAGAUCAGAGACAUUCUAGAUAUUGGAUGCUCCGUUGGUGUGAGCACAGGAUUUCUUGCUCACUACUUCCCUUCUGCUAAAGUCACGGGGCUAGAUCUGUCACCUUACUUUCUUGCUGUAGCUCAAUAUAAGGAAAAGAGAGGAACCCCAAGAAAGAAUCCAAUCAGCUGGAUACAUGCAAAUGGAGAAGACACAGGCUUGCCUUCUAAAUCAUAUGACCUUAUCUCCUUUUCAUAUGUGCUCCAUGAAUGUCCUGAAAGAGCAAUAAUUGGUUUAUUGAGGGAAGCAUUCCGUCUACUUCGACAUGGAGGCACCAUUGCUUUGAAUGAUAUUGCGCCAAAAUCAAAGACCCUUCAGAUCAUGGAGAAAGAGGAAGAUAAAAAAGGGAGCAGCGAAGAAACUGAAGCUAUAGAGCUUGUUCUCUUUCAAGUCUCUGAAUGUUACGUUUAUUUGAUACCCCCAAGGAAAAGUGCAGCUUCAUACAGGGCUGAUGAAUGGAAUGUCAACAAAUGGGCAUGGGAAGGGACACUGAAAGUUGUUAGCAAGGGAGAGGAAUGUAUUAUCAAACUUGAGGAUAAAUCCACAGGCGAAUUAUAUGCCCGGGCUUUUUUGAGAGAUGGAGAACUUCAUCCCGUGGAACCUGUAAUUGAUAGUAGCAGGUAUUUUGUUCUUCGGAUAGAAGAGAACAUUGGUGGUCGCCUUCGGCAUGCUUUCAUAGGUAUUGGAUUCCGAGAAAGGACACAAGCUUAUGAUUUUCAAGCAGCUCUACAUGAUCACAUGAAAUAUCUGAACAAAAAGAAAACAGCGGAAGAGAUGGAGCAGCAAUUCCAGAACACUUCCUCUGGUGAUUACAGUUUAAAAGAGGGGGAGACAAUUCACGUCGAAAUAAAAAAUAAAAGUGGUGGCAGAGUGAAAUCCAAGUUUUUUGAGCAGGGCAUGAACAGUCUAUCUUUGGAGGAUAAGGGUGAUGGUAAAGAACCAAAGAUUUGUAUUAAACCGCCACCACCUCCUCCAGCACCUCUUUCACCUGCUAGCACUGUUCAAAAGUCUCCAUCGAACUUGCCACCUAAUCUCAGUCUUGAAGAAGCUUCUAAAGAUGACAGCCCAGGUUUAACCAAAGAAGACUCAGAAAAGCAGCAUUCUUCGGAAAAUCAAAGUACACAAGAUAUAGCAGAUGACGAUUUUGGAGAUUUUCAAGCUGCAGGGUGAAAUGAUCUAUGGAAUUAUGGUUUAUACCAAAUACUCAAAACAGUGACUUGUUUUUAAUGAGUUGGGGUUGCAAUGCUUGAAAUUUUAAUACACAACUAAAGAAUCUUUUGCUGAGAGAUAUUUGGUAAAUACUGCACAUAUGGAGGUAUGCUUGAGAUUAAACUGUACGGCUUCAGUAUUUUCUUACAUUUUAUUUUUUAAAACAUAAGUCUAGUUUAUUGAAGAAUCAAACUGUAAUUGAGAUCACAAUUCUGUUAUUGUAUGUUAACUAGCUAUGUUUGCUCUGUAUCCCUGUGUUCAAGGAAAUAUUUGAGAUCAUAAUGAGUUAUCUGCAAUCAAUUAUGUACUUAAAAAGAGU
Molecule: messenger RNA, 2162 nt
Organism: Pistacia vera
Lineage: Eukaryota; Viridiplantae; Streptophyta; Magnoliopsida; Sapindales; Anacardiaceae
Exons: 15
Coding region: 26-1804 (592 amino acids)
Biological process (GO): endocytosis
Cellular component (GO): membrane; clathrin vesicle coat
Source: RefSeq, a predicted model, not a curated record